Messenger RNA from Raphanus sativus (radish), 1435 nucleotides. Its product is annotated as probable trehalose-phosphate phosphatase E. The transcript has 12 exons. The record is from RefSeq and is a predicted model, not a curated record. Gene Ontology annotation, molecular function: trehalose-phosphatase activity. The coding region runs from base 135 to 1217 and encodes 360 amino acids. Gene Ontology annotation, biological process: trehalose biosynthetic process. NCBI's taxonomy places the organism in Eukaryota, Viridiplantae, Streptophyta, Magnoliopsida, Brassicales, Brassicaceae.
UUAGUUUAUAAUAUUACUUUUUAAUGUUUUUUAACUUUCCUGCAACUAUAAAAUCAGUCCAUCCCCUUACUCUCCAAUCAUACCAUUCAGUCUGAUUUUAUAACUUCAAAUUCAGGUUUAGAUUUAUAUCCUAAAUGGUGAGAUUCAUCGAAGAGAAUAUUACUAAAAUGUUGGAGACAAAGAUCAUCUCUAAGUCGGAAGUUUUAUAUGCCGGAGGAGACGACGGAGACACGUCGCCGGCGACCAAAGUUUUUCAAGAUUUUCAGAUCAACGAAGAAAACGUCGGAGGAGGAGGAGGAGGGAUAAUAAGAUCAUGGGUUGAUUCCAUGAGAGCAUGUUCUCCUACUCAUCUCAAACCUUUCAACAACCAAUCUUCGUGGAUUAAAGAACAUCCAUCAGCUUUGAACAUGUUCGAAGAAAUACUUCAUAUAUCAGAAGGAAAACAAAUCGUCAUGUUUCUUGAUUACGAUGGUACUCUUUCUCCCAUUGUUGAUGAUCCUGAUCGGGCUUUCAUGUCUAACAAGAUGCGAAACACUGUAAGGAAACUUGCAAUGUGUUUUCCAACAGUCAUAGUUAGUGGGCGAUCUAGAGAGAAGGUUUAUAAUUUUGUGAAAUUAACUGAGUUGUACUAUGCUGGAAGUCACGGUAUGGACAUCAAAGGACCAGAGCAAAAUUCCAAAUACAAAAAAAAAACCCAAUCUCUUCUCUGUCAACCCGCGACGGAGUUUCUUCCGGUGAUUAGUGAGGUGUAUAUGAAACUAGUCGAGAAAACAAAAUCGAUUCAAGGAGCCAAAGUUGAAAACAACAAGUUUUGUGCUUCUGUUCACUUUCGAUGCGUAGACGAAAAUAAAUGGAGUGACUUGGCCCAUCUAGUUCGAUCAGUUCUGAAGAACUACCCCAAGCUCAUGCUUACGCAGGGAAGAAAAGUGUUGGAGAUUCGUCCAAUCAUUAAAUGGGACAAAGGCAAAGCACUUGAGUUCUUGUUAGAAUCCCUCGGAUAUGAGAAUUGUACCGAUGUUUUCCCUAUAUAUAUUGGAGAUGAUCGUACCGACGAAGAUGCCUUUAAGAUUUUGAGAGAUAAAAGACAAGGUCUUGGGAUCCUUGUAUCUAAAUACGCAAAGGAGACCAAUGCUUCUUAUUCUUUGCAGGAGCCAGACGAGGUUAUGGAUUUUUUGGAACGUCUGGUGGAAUGGAAAAAGUUAACAAGUGGGCAAUGAAGAGUUUACAAAUUACAAGUACAUGAGAAUCAUUUUCUACUUUUUGUUAUUUAUUAAGAUUCUAACGUAUCAAAUGAUUAAGAAAAUAAACAAGAAGACAAAUCGAGGUUCUUGAUCCUUUUUCUAUCUUGUGUUUUGUGACUAGUCCCUUGUUGCUAUCAAUGCGAAUCUUCAAACUGUAAAUAUAUAAUUUUAUGGAGAAAUAUAUGGUUCUCUGA